CACACACAUAUACACAUACAGAGACGGUCAAAGAUACUGUGUUCUUCGAAAGCUUGAGUUUUUUCUCUGUUUUCUUUAAUGGCGGCCCGAAGGAUCUCAUCACUUUUCUCUCGCUCAUUCACCUCUUCAUCGGUUGCUUUGGUUUCUCGAGGGAAAAACUCUUAUCUAGGCAGAGGAAUUUGUAACUAUAGCACAGCUGCCGCUAUUGAGGAGCCAAUCAAGCCACCUGUCAGUGUGGAUCAUAAUCAGCUUCUUAUAAAUGGACAGUUUGUGGACGCAGCAUCUGGAAAAACUUUUCCAACAUUGGACCCUAGGACUGGGGAGGUGAUUGCUCAUGUUGCCGAAGGUGAUUUAGAAGACAUCAAUCGAGCAGUUGCUGCAGCUCGCAAAGCUUUUGAUGAAGGACCAUGGCCAAAAAUGACUGCUUAUGAAAGAUCAAGAAUAAUGUUGCGCUUGGCAGACUUGGUUGAGAAGCAUAAUGAUGAAAUUGCUGCACUUGAGACUUGGGACAAUGGGAAGCCAUAUGAACAAUCGGCUAGUAUUGAAGUACCAAUGUUUGUACGCCUAAUGCGAUAUUAUGCUGGUUGGGCAGAUAAAAUUCAUGGUCUCACCCUUCCUGCUGAUGGACCGUAUCAUGUGCAAACUUUGCAUGAACCAAUUGGUGUUGCCGGCCAGAUUAUCCCGUGGAAUUUUCCUCUUCUCAUGUAUGCUUGGAAAGUUGGGCCUGCCCUUGCAUGUGGUAACACUGUUGUUCUGAAGACGGCAGAACAGACGCCACUGUCUGCUCUAUAUGUAUCAAAGCUAUUCCAUGAGGCAGGGCUUCCUUCUGGCGUUUUGAAUGUGGUUUCUGGCUUUGGUCCCACUGCUGGGGCAGCUCUUUGCAGUCAUAUGGAUGUGGACAAGCUUGCUUUUACUGGAUCAACAGAGACUGGAAAAAUUGUACUUCAAUUGUCUGCUCAAAGUAAUCUUAAGCCAGUGACUUUGGAACUUGGUGGGAAAUCCCCUUUCAUUGUAUGUGAGGAUGCUGAUGUAGAUAAGGCUGUUGAGCUGGCACACUUUGCUCUAUUCUUUAACCAGGGACAAUGCUGCUGUGCUGGCUCUCGCACAUUUGUUCACGAACGUGUAUAUGAUGAAUUUGUAGAAAAAGCAAAGGCACGGGCAAUGCAACGGGCUGUUGGUGAUCCAUUCAAGCAGGGAAUUGAACAAGGUCCUCAGCUUGCUUUUACUGGAUCAACAGAGACUGGAAAAAUUGUACUUCAAUUGUCUGCUCAAAGUAAUCUUAAGCCAGUGACUUUGGAACUUGGUGGGAAAUCCCCUUUCAUUGUAUGUGAGGAUGCUGAUGUAGAUAAGGCUGUUGAGCUGGCACACUUUGCUCUAUUCUUUAACCAGGGACAAUGCUGCUGUGCUGGCUCUCGCACAUUUGUUCACGAACGUGUAUAUGAUGAAUUUGUAGAAAAAGCAAAGGCACGGGCAAUGCAACGGGCUGUUGGUGAUCCAUUCAAGCAGGGAAUUGAACAAGGUCCUCAGGUUGACUCUGAUCAAUUUGAGAAGAUUCUGAAGUACAUAAGAUCUGGUAUCGAGAGCGGAGCUAAUCUUGAAACCGGAGGUGAGCAACUAGGCGGUAAGGGCUACUAUAUUAAGCCCACUGUUUUCUCUAAUGUUCAGGAUGACAUGUUGAUUGCAAAGGAUGAGAUCUUUGGUCCUGUGCAGUCAAUCUUGAAGUACAAGGAUCUUGAUGAAGUGAUACGAAGGGCAAAUGCCUCGCCCUAUGGACUGGCCGCAGGGGUUUUUACCCAGAACAUCGACACAGCCAACACUUUGAUGCGAGCAUUGAAAGUUGGGACAGUAUGGAUUAAUUGCUUCGAUACUUUUGAUGCUGCAAUUCCUUUUGGUGGGUACAAGAUGAGUGGGCAGGGCAGAGAAAAGGGAGAAUACAGUCUCAAGAACUACUUGCAAGUGAAGGCUGUUCUUGCUUUUACUGGAUCAACAGAGACUGGAAAAAUUGUACUUCAAUUGUCUGCUCAAAGUAAUCUUAAGCCAGUGACUUUGGAACUUGGUGGGAAAUCCCCUUUCAUUGUAUGUGAGGAUGCUGAUGUAGAUAAGGCUGUUGAGCUGGCACACUUUGCUCUAUUCUUUAACCAGGGACAAUGCUGCUGUGCUGGCUCUCGCACAUUUGUUCACGAACGUGUAUAUGAUGAAUUUGUAGAAAAAGCAAAGGCACGGGCAAUGCAACGGGCUGUUGGUGAUCCAUUCAAGCAGGGAAUUGAACAAGGUCCUCAGGUUGACUCUGAUCAAUUUGAGAAGAUUCUGAAGUACANACUAAUAUAA
Messenger RNA from Ilex paraguariensis (yerba mate), 2328 nucleotides. The record is from the annotation of a GenBank genome assembly. Lineage: Eukaryota; Viridiplantae; Streptophyta; Magnoliopsida; Aquifoliales; Aquifoliaceae.